Miscanthus lutarioriparius is the source of this 1416-nucleotide messenger RNA. NCBI's taxonomy places the organism in Eukaryota, Viridiplantae, Streptophyta, Magnoliopsida, Poales, Poaceae. The record is from the annotation of a GenBank genome assembly.
AUGGCGGUGGCCUCAGCCUGGCCCUGGAGGAGAGCAUGGAUGAGACCGAGGGGCAGCAGCGGGCAUGACGCCGACGACGGAGGCGGUUCGCUGCCGCCUACCGGUGGCGACAGCACCACUUCAGGUAUACCACCUACACCGCCAGUACCACCACCACCACCACCGAUUCAGGCGGAGAACCGGCCGCGGCCUCGUGAUCUCCAUCCGUUCACGGUGCCGGUCGUGGGAGAAAACACGGAGCUGUAUGUAGCCAAGGAGCUCGCGGAAGACGUGGCCAAGAAGCUCGAGCAUAUCAAGGGGCUGGUCGUGGAAUUCAGUGGCGAUGAUAGCACCGCCGUGCAGACGUGGCUGUCGGAGCUGGACGUCGGCUGGGUUCUCCACCUCGCCGGAACACAUGAAUCUUCAUGGUGCGUCGUUACCUCGCACGGCUUCCAAUUUCUUGUAGAGACAUGGAUCCUAGCGCUACGAAAGAUCGGUGAAUCCAUCCUGACAAGCCUUGAUGGAUGGUACAGCCAGAGCCAGAGCCAGAGGCAGGACCAGGAUGAAGGAGCGAGAAAGCAGCCAUCUCCUUCUGAAUUUGCAGAACUUGUCCAAGCAACUGUGCUCAAGAUGCUGCCUUUCGUUGACAUUGCUGCUGCCGCAAAAACUACUGAUAGGCCGGGGGCACUGGCACCAGCUGAGAAGCUCCAGGCACUAAUAGACAUGCAUGACGCUCUUUCCAUGGCCUCCCAACAUAUCCUGCCAUUACAAGUAGAAUCUACUGACGGUGCGAUGGAAGAUUUCUUGUCGGCAGACCUGACCAAGUUAGAUGAGGCCAUAUGGGCUACAAUUGUUGAGAUCAUGAAUAUUGUCAUGGCCUGGACCUGGAAAUGGUCGAACGACCGCGGUUCAAGUGACAUUCACAAGGUCAUGAAGUCCAUAGUAAGCUACACCAAGGUGUUGUGGGCCAAUUACGGUUCGGUGAAUCUCAUUCUAGAUGAUGCAGUUCUCCGCGGUGAGUUUGUGCCUGAGAAUGAAAACGUGAGCCAUGUCCCCAACCUCAUCGUGGAGAUGGUCUCUUCCACAACAACGUCAUUCUGGACAUCGUCGUCGUUCCUAGAUGAGAGACUCAGGUUCCUAUUCUUGAUCAACAGUUUCUACUACUUGUUGCAGCAGUUACGCACAAUUAGGAUCCUGCUUUGCUUCACUAGAUACCCGUCUCCUCUAUCGAAGUUUGAGUCAAAAUUUCAGAAGACCUAUGCCACCCAAAAGCUCCGGAAGGUCCCAGACCCGAAGAUGCGGAGAAGGCUGCGGAAAGCCGUCGUUGAUAAAGUCAUCCCAGUGUUUACACAAUUCUUGGAGGAUAACAGCAUCGUCACCCCAGGAUUCACUCCCAGGAAACUAGAGAAGAUGCUAGGAGAGUUAUUUGAAGGGUGA